Messenger RNA from Esox lucius (northern pike), 4398 nucleotides. RefSeq names its product inactive rhomboid protein 2. Gene Ontology annotation, molecular function: serine-type endopeptidase activity. Bases 310 to 2823 code for a protein of 837 amino acids. Gene Ontology annotation, biological process: regulation of protein secretion; regulation of epidermal growth factor receptor signaling pathway. Gene Ontology annotation, cellular component: endoplasmic reticulum membrane. The record is from RefSeq and is a predicted model, not a curated record. The transcript has 18 exons. Lineage: Eukaryota; Metazoa; Chordata; Actinopteri; Esociformes; Esocidae.
UCUAACUCCGCCCACAUUUGCGGAGGGAACACUAUCAAGGAUAUUACAACGAAAAAAACUACCACGUUGGAACUACAGUACCAUUUUUUGGUAGUACAUCUUAUUUCCCUUUUUAGCAACAUUGAGGAAAGUUACGUAGACGUUUUCUGUUCACACAAUCAGGGCGGUUUAGAAGAUUGUGGAAGUUGCCGCCACUCGCAGGACGUGGUGAUGAGGCAAUCGUCUGAUGGCCAGUUCUUCUUUCGGCCUGCCACAAGUGAUCGGGGGUAACACUCCCAUUUUUAUUGGCGAGUCAAGCAGUAAGUCUGAAUGCUGUUCCACACCUCUGAAACGUUUGAGAACUGUGAGAACGGCGGUAUGAUGUCAUCACAAGAAGGGGAGGAUCCUCCUCCAAACGGCAGUCAGUCUGACAGCCGGUUAAAGAGCAAGAAGCCCCCCAGUCUGGUCAUAUCCAUCCCUCCCCGAGAAGAGGACCGACAAGAGAGAGCUGAGGCUGUCAAGCAGAAGAGUGUGAGCCUGCAGCCGGCCAGUCCCCAGUCCGACGAUGGUACUGACGGCGACAUUCACAUGGCUGACAACCGGAGGACGGCCUUCCGCAGACAGGCCUCAUUGUCACAGAGCAUACGCAAAGGUACGGCCCAGGCGACGGCCCAGGCUGCAGGUUGGUUCGGCGUCGGGGAGGACUGCGAGACCAAGCAGCAGCUGUGGCAGAGGAAGAGCCUGCGGCACUGCAGUCAGCGCUACGGUCGCCUCAAGGCCCAGUACCGCGAGCCCGACUCCCUCGCCAGCACCGACCAGGGCCUAGACUCGCCCGCCGCUCGCAAAAUGCCCCGGAUCGUGGACCCCCUGGCGCGGGGCCGGGCUUUCCGCAACCAGGAUGAGACGGACCGGCCUCCCCGGACCCCCCACACCCCGGGCAUUACGUCUCUCUCCUCCUUCACCUCGCAGCGCUCCUGGGGCUACGCCCGACUUCCCCGACGCAAGAGGGAGUCAGUGGCCCGCAUGAGCGUGCGCGCGGCCUCCAACUUUCUCAGGGGUCGUCCGGGCCUAGCUGGCUCGCAGACCGGUCGCAGCUUUCCCCGUCGGAGCUUCGUCCGUCCCAGCUGGUUGGAUGAGGACACGGUGGAUUCCGCCGACACGCCGGAGUCAUCCGUUUUCUUCAGCAAGGUGGAUGCCCACGAAGAGAUGUACUCCAUGGCUGACGAUGUGUUCGAGUCCCCACCCAUGUCGGCAGCCUACGGAGACCAGCCAGACUCUUACCAGAACUUUCGGGAUGCAACUACCACCGCCGUCCAUUAUGUAGCUAAGGGCGGUCAGCAGCGGGGUCGCCGCAUCGCCUCCCAGGUCAAACACUUUGCCUUCGACAAGCCCAAGCGUGAGUAUGGCAUGGGCGUGGUGGGCAAGUGGCUGAACCGUCACUACCGGCGCAGCAUCAGCAGCCAGGUGCAGAAACAGCUGGACGACUUCAGCAGCCACAGACCCUACUUCACCUACUGGAUAACGUUUGUGCACGUGGUCAUCACCAUCCUGUCGUGCGCCACUUACGGCUUUGCCCCAGUGGGCUUCGCCCAGCACUCCUCCUCGGAAUUGGUGCUGAAGAACAAAGGGGUGUAUGAGAGCGUCAAGUUCAUCCAGCAGGAGAACUUCUGGAUCGGACCUGGCUCUGAGGACCUGAUCCACUUGGGGGCCAAGUUCUCCCCCUGCAUACGAAAGGACAGCCAGAUAGUCAGCCUCAUCCAGCUGGCCAAGGACGAGGAGAGAGAGACGGGCUGCUGUGUUCAGAAUGACAACUCGGGCUGUGUCCAGACUGUCCGCAAAGACUGCUCGGAGACCUUGGCCACCUUCAUGAAAUGGAGUUAUGAACAAGUGGAUAUUUUGAGGUCAUCUGGCUCUGUUUGUCACCAAGACCCCAGGACCUGUGAAGAGCCUGCCUCAGCAGAACCUCACAUCUGGCCUGAUGACAUUACACAGUGGCCGGUCUGUACCUCCCCCCGCAAGUGGAACCUGACCGGCUACAGACACAUGGACUGCACCAUCAAGGGGCGGCCCUGCUGCAUAGGUACCAAGGGCCGCUGUCAGAUCACCACCAGGGAGUACUGCUCCUUCAUGCACGGCUACUUUCACGAGGAGGCCACUCUCUGUUCUCAGGUCCAUUGUCUGGAUGACGUGUGCGGCCUGCUGCCUUUUCUCAACCCAGACAUCCCGGAUCAGUUCUACCGGCUGUGGCUGUCCCUGUUCCUGCAUGCUGGGCUCCUCCACUGCCUGGUGUCCGUGGUGUUCCAGAUGACCAUCCUCAGAGACCUGGAGAAGCUGGCCGGCUGGGUCCGCAUCUCCAUCAUCUACGUCCUCUCCGGCAUCACUGGCAACCUGGCCAGCGCCCUGUUUCUCCCCUACAGAGCCGAGGUUGGCCCGGCUGGCUCUCAGUUCGGGCUGCUGGCCUGCCUUUUUGUGGAGCUCAUCCAAGGCUGGCAGAUGCUGGAGCAGCCUUGGAAGGCCUUCCUCAAAUUGGUGGGCAUUGUCUUAUUCCUGUUCCUGUGCGGCUUGCUGCCCUGGAUCGACAACAUCGCCCACAUCUUCGGCUUCCUCAGUGGCCUGCUGCUGUCCUUCGCCUUCCUGCCCUAUGUGACCUUUGGGGACUUCGACAAGUACCGAAAGCGAGUGCUCAUCCUUCUGUCGCUGCUGGUCUACGUGGGCCUGUUGUCCUCACUGGUCGUCUGGUUCUACAUCUACCCCAUCAACUGGCACUGGCUGGAACACCUCACUUGCCUACCGUUCACCAGCAAGUUCUGUGAGAAGUAUGACAUUGAUCACGUGGUGCAUUAACACCAAGCUAACGGGCUAGCGUGACAAUGCUAGCUGCUCAGAGCCAAGACAGGGGAUUGGAGAAGUACUUUUAAGGGAGACAAAAGUUAAAAGGAAGAGUGUACGUUGUCCGUGCACAUGCCUGCAGAACUGCUGAAAGCACCAAGGCAAUCUAGGCACAUCAACUUCAACACUGUAAAAGUAAUGCUAGUGCCCCUGGACAGGAAGACUGUUGACGUUAGUACUUUAAAUGCUGUUAAAGUGGACUUGGAAGACAGCUGCCACAGAGGAUAUUUGGUUAAAACUGUCACGUUAAUACUCCAGAGGUCUGUUAUUUGUGGACCUAUUUUUUUUUAAAACACUGGAUGUACCUAACACUAUGUUAUAGCAUAUCGCUAUGUUCAACUACUUUCAAUUUAUCAGGCGUUUAUCAGGCCAGUUAAGUGUCCUGUGACUAAACGUUCAAACCACAACAGCAUGAAAUGUAGUAAUCGUUAAAAUGACGGAGGGUCAUAAUUCCAUUCGUCAUCAGCAGUUGCCUUUUCACCUCACCAAUUAUGCCAUAUUCUCUACAUUGUUUUAAAUGAAUUAAUAUUAUAUCUGUAAAUUAUUCUAGAUACGUUUUUUAUGGUAUAACUGUUAAGGUAACUGGUCUGACCUGCCAAUCCUGCCUUCCAACUCACCGGUCAUUGAUAUCAACACCAACAGGGUCUGGAUAAACGCAUGUAACUACUUCAGUUUACUUUGAAACUGCUUUAUAGAUGUUUUUUUUAUUGAAACGCACUACUAAUUAAACACAUGGACUUGUGUUCAUGCAGGCAGCACUGUUCUGUUCUUUCGACCAAUCGCAUCAGAACUUUUUUGGGGUUGAGCUGAUUGGUCAAAAUACCAGUUAAUGAAAAGAAAAUCAGAGUUGGGAUUCUUGUGUAAAUGCAGCAUACAUGUCUUGCACUGUUGAAACUUGUCUUAUAACAUUGCUACUUGAACUUUUAUUAAACGCUAUAUCUUCAAGUUGUAACAUUUGACUGAGCACAUAUAAAGUCCUUGCUGUUGGACAUCAAGGAUGUGCUUGGAUUAUGUCUUUAGAGUAACAUGUAAUUUGGGCAUUUUACUGAAGUCAAAGUGGCCUAUUGUUUUUACCAUACCAUGACUUAUCCAUAGUUUUCGGGGAUGAUGUGCCUCUGCUCUGACAGGCAUCUGGUCUUAACUGCUGAGGUUUCCUGAUUUACUGUGGUCAUGUUGAUUAUUUUAACAGGAUUAUCCCAACGAGGCUUUGGUGGAAUUAAUGGCAAUCAAGUUCAAUCAGGUGGAAUAAUUGACAGGUGUGUUUUAGACAUUCAUUGAGUUUUUUUUUUUUUUUUUAUUGUUUUACCGUUGUUUUGUCAUGUUAGGAUUUGCCAAUAGUCACCUGGUUUUAUAUGAUCACAUCAACAGUGUCCGCCCCUUUGACAGACGUUACAGUGCCUUCUGAAAUGGAAGCCGUGAAUUUUAGCAUCCAGAAAUCUGCAACGUUAGUACAUGUAGCAGGUUUGUACACAUAGCUAUGCAAUUGGACCAAAUGUGUUAUUUAUUAAAAUAAAAAAGUAUAGUUUGUAA